AUGGCGGCGGCCGCUUGCGUUUGGCUCGUGUUCGGAUUCAGCCCCGAAGAGGCGGCCGGGGAGCCGGGCCCGGGCCCGGGCCCGUGGCGGCUGGAGGCGGGCCCCGAGGGGAUCUCCCGCGUGUGGCCCGCCUGGAGCUACGUGGUCGUGGAGACCGGCGCGGGGCUGGAGGUGCGGAGCGCGGGGCUGCGGCGGCGGCUGCCGGGCUGGGCCGAGGCGCUGCCGUCCGAGACGCACCUGGUGCUGCGGGGCCCGGCCGCGGCCCGUGCCUGGCGGCGGGAGGCGGCGGUGAGGGGAGCGCUGCAGGACGAGCCCGUCUGGAGCCGGGAGCUGCCGCCGGAGCCCCGCCGGCCGCUGCCGCUCCUGCCCGGCGGCUUCGCCACGCCGCGGCCGCCGUUCUUCACCGCACUGCCCGCUGGCGUGCGGGCCCGGCGGCUCGUUCUGGGCACGGAGCACGCCCUAGCGCUGGGCGCCGCCGGGGAGGUCUUCUCCUGGGGCGGCGGCAGGCAUGGGCAGCUGGGCCACGGGCUGCUGGAGUCUGAGCUGCAGCCGCGGCUGGUGGAGGCGCUGGCCGGGGUGCCCAUGCGGGCGGUGGCGGCGGGCGGGUGGCAUUCUGCCAGCGUUAGCGAGGCAGGAGACCUGUAUGUGUGGGGCUGGAACGAGUCGGGGCAGCUGGCUCUGCCCUCCAAAGCGCUGGCGGAGGAGCGAGCGCAGGAUGAGGACACGGGCACGGGGAGCACCAAGCUGAUGCCCUCCCGGGAGCAGCUGGCUGCCGAGGAUGCCGCAUUCAUCUCCAUCCAGGCGUUCCCGGCACUGCUGGAUCUGCCCCAGGACCUGGAGGUCAGCACAGUCAGCUGUGGUUCCCGACACACAGCCGUGGUCACACGAGGCGGGGAGCUCUACACCUGGGGCUGGGGUAAAUACGGACAGCUGGGACAUGGGAACAACAUCAGCUCUGACCAGGCACGCCGCGUCGAGCACCUGGUGGCCAAGGGCUUGCGGGUGGAGGAGGUGGUCUGUGGGCCCUGGACCACCUAUAUCCGAGUGCGGGAGCCAUGAGGGCCCCAGGACCCGCAACCGGUGGGUGCUGCCAGAUGGGGGAUGAGGGCAGGCUGUGCUCUGCAGGACCAGAUCCAGGACCACUCUGUCUUCAGGGCCAGGGCAGGCAGCCCUGCUGCAGCACAGGGUGGGGCUGAGUUUAGCCCACAGUGACCUGAUUCACACCCGGGAGUGGGGCUGCAGCUGCAUCAGGGCCAGGGACACCCUGAGAUGGGCUGGGUGUGUUUAUUAAAUUCACCUUUCCAUAAGGGCUGCAGUGUUGGUGUGUGUGAGAGACGUGUUCCAGCAUCUCUGGCUCCAGUGAAGCUGUCCUGGGGAGAGGGACUGCGUGGGGCCGUGGUUGUGGUUUGUGUGAACACGGUGUAAUUCAGGGAUGUUGUGACUGAGCAGUGCAGAGCUGAGGCCGAUUCUGCUCUGCUGUGGGGUGCAGAGGAACUUGGGUUCUGGAGCUGGGACCCACGGCUGGACCAGGGGACCCCCAACUGAGCCCAGAGGUAUCCCAGACUGGCAUCAUGGCCAGUGUGGAAAGUGGAGAAGGAAGGGGGGGAUGCUCGGAGGUAGUGGUUUUGUCCCCAGGUUAUCAUUACCAUGAUAACUUGGUAUCCUGCUGUGCUGGGGAGGCUGAGCACCGACCCUGGUGAUGGUGAGCGGAGGGAAUGAAUUCUUGGUGUUGCUUUGCUCUGUGUGGCUUUUGCUUCCUGCACUGUUUCGGAUCGCAAGUUUUCCGGCUUUCACCCUGUGGUUGUCUCCAC
This is a messenger RNA of Pseudopodoces humilis (Tibetan ground-tit), 1811 nucleotides long. It is a transcript of the gene RCCD1, whose product is annotated as RCC1 domain containing 1. The record is from RefSeq and is a predicted model, not a curated record. NCBI's taxonomy places the organism in Eukaryota, Metazoa, Chordata, Aves, Passeriformes, Paridae.